CUUUUUUUUUUUUAAAUUUUAAGCCAAGCCGACGCCUUUUACUGGUGGAUCUCGGGACGUCUCCGGAGCGCUUGGGCAUUCCUGGACCUCUGAGAAACUGGGAUGGGCACAGGAACGAAGAGGAGGAGGAGGGAGAGGUGCCCAUGGCGUCGGAGCGGCGCAAGGUCAAGUACCACUGGAGCAGCGUUUCGGAAGGGGGUCCCAGCAAGCGCAGCUGCCUCCGGGAGCCCGGUGAUGUGGCCGCCUCCAGUCGGCCAGCUCGUAGCUCUGCGUCGCGUUCGCGAGGGUCCAGCAGCUCCAAGCGCCUGAAAGACCGUCAGGAGGAGGACGAUGUGACGGCCCGCAAGCCCAGGUCACCCGGGAGCUCAUCCCUUCUUCGCCGGAGUUCCUCAUCCUCUUCUUCCCACUGGUCGGGACCAAGUGCCCACGGGGCUGCUUCCCAAGGUUCCCCGAUUCGCAGCGCCCGGGGCUUCCUUUCGUCCAAGGGAUCCCCUCUGCGCCCUGCUCAACUUUCCCUCCAAGAAAUGGCUUCUCUAAAAGAAGAGGCCUGCAGCCCUAAGGUUGAUUGUAAAGGUAGCUCUCGAACUUCCACGAACUCUGAAUUUGUUGAAGCUGAGCGUCGGAGUGAUGCUGUGGAGGAGCCAGACAAGGUCCAGAAGAGGAGGAAGGACAGACUUGGAGACCAAGGCUCCACAGUGAUCUACCUGAAAGCCAUCCAGGGCAUCCUGGGGAAGUCAAUGCCAAAGAGGAAGGGUGAGGCUGCCCCGCGUCGGGGGAAGCCAGGCCUGGGAGAACGCCCCGGCCAGGGAGAAGGACCAGCUAGGAGCGUCACGGUCGCCGCUCCUCAGAAAGAGGAGUCAUCCCCAGAAGUAAGCGUGGAGGAGGACAAGUCUGUGCCUGCCAGGAACAGCUUCUCUGACAGAAGAGUGAUCCUAGAACCUCCAGAGCAACCCGGUGAGGAGCCGCUCGGUGACCGAAGGACCGUCAUUGACAAACCCUCGCCCUCUCCCCCGCCCCCUCGAGGAUUUUUUGAUGACUCUGACUCUCAUGUAGAUAUUGAAAAGUACGCAGACAGGGAAGUAGUGACUGAGCCCCCCUCUUCAGGGAGCGACUGGUCUGAUGUGGAUGAGCUGGCCACUGUCAGGUUUUCUCAGGAGGAGCCUGUCUCUCUAAGAUACUCAGUUCCAGAGCCUUCCUCCUUCCCCACGGACUGUGUUAUGUACCCUGCUCAUCUGUACAGCAGUCCGUGGUGUGACUACGCCAGCUACUGGACUGGGGCCACCAAGACUCCUGGCUACUCCUCCGUGGGCAGCAGCAGCAGCAACGACUCAGCACAGGCUGGAAAGAGCAGCGAUCACUCCCCCUUGUCCACAGUGAGUGCCCAGAAUGCCACCCAGGAAGGCAGGUCCCAGAAUUCCCGCUCACCCCACCUCUUCAAAGGUUCUAAGGAGAAGGAGGUUAAGGAGAAAAGGACAUUCCGUGAAGAGACACCACCUCGGCACCAUGGAAGGCACGUGUCCAGCUCCCUGCCAAGGAGCCACCUAGAGCUGAGCCUGGAGGAGGGCUUUAUCGAUACCCACUGUCACCUGGACAUGCUCUACUCCAAACUGUCUUUCAAAGGGACCUUCACAAAGUUCCGAAAAAUUUACAGCAGCUCCUUCCCUAAGGAAUUUCAGGGCUGUAUCUCUGACUUCUGUGAUCCGCGGACACUGACUGACGGUCUGUGGGAGGAACUCUUGAAAGAAGACCUGGUUUGGGGGGCUUUUGGCUGCCACCCUCAUUUUGCACGUUACUAUAGUGAUCGUCAAGAAAGAAAACUCUUGCAAGCCUUACGCCACCCCAAGGCUGUAGCAUUUGGGGAAAUGGGUCUGGAUUACUCCUACAAGUGUUCCACACCCGUCUCCGAGCAGCACCAGGUGUUUAAGAGACAGCUGAAGCUGGCCGUCUCUCUGAAGAAGCCCUUGGUCAUCCAUUGCCGAGAGGCUGAUGAAGAUCUGCUGGACAUCAUGAAAACAUGUGUGCCCUUUGACUACAAGAUCCACAGGCACUGCUUUACCGGCAGCUACCCGGUGAUCGAGCCCCUGUUGAAGUAUUUCCCCAACAUGUCCGUGGGCUUCACGGCAGUGCUGACCUACUCCUCGGCCUGGGAAGCCCGAGACGCGCUGAGGCAGAUCCCCCUGGAGAGGAUCAUCGUGGAAACCGACGCGCCCUACUUCCUUCCUCGCCAGGUGCCCAGGAGCCUUUGCCAGUAUGCCCACCCAGGCCUAGCCCUGCACACAGUUCGAGAGAUUGCCAGGGUUAAAGAGGAAUCGCUCUCCCACACCCUGGCCACCCUGCGAGAGAACACCAGUCGCCUCUACAGUCUCUGAGAAAUGUGGGCACGAGCCAGGAGGCUUCCAGAAAAGUCCCUCCAGGACAACCUGCAAUCUGACAGAAUGGGCUGGGCUCCCCCCACUGUGCCCAAGGUGAAGACGAGGUGGAGUGCCUGUCGGAGCAGCAAACUGUGACACAUGUCAUCCUCAGAACCGCGUUGCAAGGCUUCAGUCCUGCCACCAGGCAGGGGGUGGGGGGUGGGUGGACGGAUGGGUGCCAUAGAAUGGACAUGGGGUGAGGGAUGGAGACAGCAUCGGGUUCCAGAUGGCUACUGGACGAAAGACUCCAAGGUGGCCAGUGACCCCAGUGGUAUGGGUUUCUCUGUAGUAUGAAUAAAGUUACCUCCCCUUUGAGCACA
Messenger RNA from Jaculus jaculus (lesser Egyptian jerboa), 2731 nucleotides. It is a transcript of the gene Tatdn2, whose product is annotated as TatD DNase domain containing 2. Lineage: Eukaryota; Metazoa; Chordata; Mammalia; Rodentia; Dipodidae. Gene Ontology annotation, molecular function: hydrolase activity, acting on ester bonds. The transcript is spliced from 8 exons. The coding region runs from base 144 to 2369 and encodes 741 amino acids. The record is from RefSeq and is a predicted model, not a curated record.